Cydia fagiglandana is the source of this 463-nucleotide messenger RNA. RefSeq lists its product as uncharacterized. The record is from RefSeq and is a predicted model, not a curated record. The transcript has 4 exons. NCBI's taxonomy places the organism in Eukaryota, Metazoa, Arthropoda, Insecta, Lepidoptera, Tortricidae. The coding region runs from base 31 to 417 and encodes 128 amino acids.
UGCUCGGUGUCUUCUGGCUAUCAUACCAACAUGAAAUCUUUCGCUUGCGUCGUCCUCCUCGCGGCCGCCGCCAUGGCCGCUCCCGGCACACCGGGGCAGCGCGACAAGCGCGGCUACCUCUCCGGCUGGUCAUCGGACCACAGUCUGGACUACGCGCCAGCCGUCUCCUACAGCCUGCACGAGCCGAUCGUCACAUCACAGCGCAAGAUCGUCUCCUACGAUAAGGUCGUGCAUGAGCCUAAGAUCGUGGAGGUAAAGAAAAUAGUCUCCGUCCCGAAGGUGGUGACCGUGCCCAGGGUGGUCUCCGUCUCCAAGAUCGUAGAGGAGCCCCAGAUCUCCUACAGCAGCAUCGGAUCCCACAGCAGCUUCGGAUCCUACGGGAGCAUCGGAUCCAUCGGAUCCCACGGCUGGUGGUGAACAACCAACUAAUUAUAGGACAAUUUAAUAUAUUACGUUUAAUUUA